This is a messenger RNA of Fomitiporia mediterranea MF3/22, 4021 nucleotides long. RefSeq lists its product as uncharacterized. The transcript has 22 exons. Lineage: Eukaryota; Fungi; Basidiomycota; Agaricomycetes; Hymenochaetales; Hymenochaetaceae. Gene Ontology annotation, molecular function: poly(U) RNA binding; mRNA 3'-UTR binding; poly(A) binding. Gene Ontology annotation, cellular component: ribonucleoprotein complex; nucleus; cytosol. The record is from RefSeq and is a predicted model, not a curated record. The coding region runs from base 1 to 2676 and encodes 891 amino acids.
AUGUCUCCGCAUCGUGCGCAAUCCCGACCAGGCGCCAAAUGCGAAAGCCGGCUCUCCUCAGAGGAAUCAUCUCCAACUACGGCGCCUGGCAUUAUGAAGCCUGUAUAUGAAUUACGAGACGGUGGCGAGCCCGAAUCUGUUCACGACAACGAUGCUGCUCCUCGGACGCCAAAUGUCUACAUAAAUGGACUUCCGCCGCAUUUUGCGGACGAAAGCCUGUAUCUUAUGACACGCGACUUUGGGAACGUCCUUAGCGUUCGAACAUUCACUCGCUGCGUGGGAGAGAAGAUGAGUGGCUACGGCUUUGUACUCCACGGCUCUUCCGUAAAUGACUCCUGUUGCAAAAGUUUCGACUCUGUUGAGUCAGCUGAACGUUGCAUUGAAACCCUGAGGAAAUACAGAAACCUGCAUCCAUCGUUUUCAAAGGUGAUGCCUUUGCCUCGUACCUCAACUAACGGGAAACCUGAUCGCCUUUAUUCACAGCAAAUCCACAAAAUUCCUGGAACACCAUAUGCGUCCGGUACCAUCACGAUUCCUCCAACUGGCCCUCUUUCUUCGCUUGCGUCUCAACAUUCCAUGUCGACUUUGUCUUCCUUCCCUUCUAUGACUUCAACUCUGGUUUCAUCUACAACCUCUUCUUCCCUGCCCAGUGCGGCUUCGCCUAGCAAAGCGAAUGAUCAUCAUACUGGCGAAUCGGUUUCAACCACAACCAGUUCCGAUUUCAGCGGAAAAGAGAUGAAGGAGCUCAGCUUCCGUGAGAAAAUGGAAAGACUCAAAGAUGAACGAUCAACCAAUCUGUACAUGGAAGGCCUCCCCCUUUCGAUCGAUGAUGUGUCCCUGUCAGCGCUCAUUUCGCCUCACAAGAUUAUUAGCAGCCGCUUCUUUCAGACGAAGUUGUCGAAUCCGCCAAGGAUGAUUGCCUUUGUCCGGCUCGAUACGAGAGUAGGCGCAGAAGAAAUUAUUGAUCGUUUGCACGGCCGAGUCGUGAGGGGAUGGAACGACAACGGUUGCCGUAUUUCCGUCAGAUUUGCCGAUACAAAUGAGCAGCGUGAGCUAAGGAGGUCUGAACGACUAAAUCGUGGUGAGGAAGAACUAAGCAACGGACACCAACUCUCAAUGGCACAUGCUGCCCUGCUGAACCUCCGCGGCGCUGAAGCUCAAGCCCAGCUAGGAAACGCUACGCUCCGCCAGCACAUGCACGUUGCUAAUCUCGAUCACCGCCCUCCCGUCACUCUUUCGAGUGUUCAAUCAGCUGAUACUACGAGUACAGAGUCGAAUGGAGCCAAUACCGAUUCCUUUCAACGACUGAAUAUCCUCCAUCACUCUUCCCAUGCGCUCGGAAACAUACAGCCUGAUAUUGUUCGCACUGCUCAGUACUAUCACCGUACACCUGCACUAUCUCACCAGUCUCAGGCUGUUCCGUUGGAUAAUGCAACUUCGGCAAUGACCUUGCUAAACGGAAGCACUGGUCUGUUUGACGCAAAUCAAUUCGCUCUCCUUCAGCAACAGACACAGUUGCAGCAACUCCAACUCCUGAAGCAAAUGCAAUCUAUGGGCUUCGAUCCGACUUUUGCCAUUGACGACCGUAGUCUCAAUCGAAGCCGUCCUCUGAUGCCAUCUGCUGAUAUAACGACGAAUGAAGUAGAUGGAACACGCGCGCAAGCCGCUACAUCUCAACUGACGUCCUGCCAGACAGCACAUCGACGGAAUGAUUCUAAUCCUCAUACUCAGCAGCACACGGGUUCUUACAGUAAAGGUGGUAUCCCUAAUUUCCCGAGCCCUGUACUGCAACACGCCACUCGAAAUGGGCGUUAUAUGGAGCACGGCAGCAAUAAUGACCAGCUAGCAGGGAAACAACACCAGUACCCCCUGAAUCACAGUCCGCUAUCAGAAGGCCUAGUCAGCAAUUUCGACCACCAUCGAGGUCCCGCAGUUGAGGAAAGUGAAGUGACGCUUAUUUCACCCGCUCUAACAUAUGCCUCCCGUACACCAUCCACUCUCAGUCCGGCUACACCGCUCUUCAAUGCAUUUGGAACACCCGCGUCUGUCCCGGCUACUGUCCCCCGUGGAAAAGCGAACCCGUUGCGCAAAGACGGCGGUCCCCUUUAUGCAUACGUCCAAGGGCACCGCGGAGCGCUCAUGGGUGUACCGUUGUGCGCACUGCACGGGCGAUUCGCACGAACACUAGGACUCUAUCAGAUCGAUGACCUCUGGAUAGGGUUUGCGAGGAGGCAAAUUCGGACGACGAUCAGUAAUGAGACAGGAGAUCAAACUUGCUCCUCCGACCAGAGAAGACGCGCCUCGAUGACGCUGGACCCGGUCUUAUACUACGAUUAUCUGCUGACGUUUGGAGAGGAGGUCCGAUUUUUUUGGCGUCGCAGAGCCAAUUCCGUCACUGUCCUCUUCUUCCUCAAUCGAUACUUAUCAAUAUUUGGCAACAUCCCUGUCAUCCUUCAGAGCUUUAGGAGUUGGUCACAUACACCUGCAGAGGUUUCACCAAUUUUUCUCGAUCAUUGUUCAAGUCAUUGUUGGGAUCAUUCUCAUCCUCCGUACAUAUGCGCUCUACGAACGAAACCUCGUCAUCGCUCUUAUCAUGGCAACCUUCGCACUCAUAGUAAUUUGCAUCGGUAUUUGGGCUAUUGUGGGAAAGGCACCAGCAAUCAAAGAACCCUUUGACUUGUCAUUUACACUCGGAUGCCAUCCGCUACUCUCAAGCCAGGAGGGGACUCAUCUUUCAGUUGCCUGGGGCGGUCUCCUGCUCUUUGACUCCUGUAUCUUCACGCUCACGCUCUACAAGGCUAUCGCGAUCUGGAAGCUUGGAACUCGGAGGCUCUUCCACGUCCUCGUCCGUGAUGGAACAAUUUACUACUUGUGAGGAACUGCAGAUCCCGCUUUCUUUUCGACUGGAGACACUAAUGCCACGAACUCUCGCCCAUUGAUCUUCUCUGUCUUUUUAUGAUUUUCCUUUACUGUAUUGUCUUCGCCUUUUUGCUCUGAUGUUGCUUAUUUGUCUGCCCCUAUUCGUGCCCAUACCUAUUGACAUCCUUGCUUGGAACAGAGUUCUAGCUAUGGCGAAUCUGUCAAACAUACUUACAUUUGUGUUAGGGGAGCCCCUUAUUCGAGGUGUCAGCACCACGUUUGCCAAUGCGAUAUCGGUAACGAUGCUCUCACGUCUCAUGCUCAACUUGCAAAAUCCACUGCUCUUCGAGCCCAACUGGAAGUCACGGUCACGGGCGCAAGGAGAUACUAUCGGAACAGGAACGUAUGUCGGACCAUUUGUCACGACAAUUAUCGAUCGAGAUGGCACAACCGUCAGUGAGAGGCGCUUUGAUUCCGGAACUGGGUCUGGAACUACUGGGACGGACUCCAGCAGAAGUGGAGUAUGGACGGAAGAGGUGUGGGCUGGGGAUGGGGAAGCCGAGCUCGAGACGGAGCUAUAUUCGCGUCCCCCUCGUGCCUUGUGGUACGAUCGCGCAUGGGUAUCUGGGAGUGCGUCGGCUACGGCAACUCGAACCGGGUCUGGUACACGGGGUCAUGUAGAUGAGAUAGUGGAGGAAGUUGAGCUUUCUCCAACGCUCGGAGCUAGACACCACGUGUAGAGUUGAGCUAGGGCAGUCGAAGUGCCGGUGGCUCCAUCGAGGCACUCAUCGGCACGAUUGGCACAACGUAUUUAUGGCUUCGUUUCCGGCUUCCGAUCUCCGGUUCAAAAUCUACAAAGUCAAGAAAAAAUGCAUUGUAAUAUCAAGGCAAACAUUGUGGUCGUUGUUUUUUUCCUUAUGUACGCUUUACCAUGACUUGAUGCCCACGUAAUAUUGUCUUUUUAUCAUCGAUCACUGUAGCCUUUCUAGUGCUUCUGACCUUGCUGGACAAUUUAUCUCCUCAAUUUCUUCCUUCUUCAUACACAGUUCCUCCUGGCUAUGCCCGCAACACCGCUAUACUCGCUAUACUUAAUUCUUAUACAGUCGUUUUUGUCUCGUCUUCCCGUAUAUAAUGUAUUUCAUCGGAUGAAUAGAACAUACUC